This is a messenger RNA of Vigna umbellata (rice bean), 1854 nucleotides long. It is a transcript of the gene KMS1, whose product is annotated as SNARE associated Golgi protein family. The record is from RefSeq and is a predicted model, not a curated record. NCBI's taxonomy places the organism in Eukaryota, Viridiplantae, Streptophyta, Magnoliopsida, Fabales, Fabaceae.
ACUCAUGAGGAGGGAAGAGAUUCAUUAUAUUUGGGAGGGGAAUAGGACGAAGUGGAUGAGAGUGUGCGUAACAAACUAAAUUAGGGCUACCCGAUCUUCACGCAAACCACCACUCUGAUUUUAAUUUUCUAGAUCUGCAGAUUCCGCUGAAAUCAUUUCGAAGCCUAUCCAAAUUUUUAGCUUUCAAUUUUAUUUUUGUGUAUCUUUUCUGAAUCAGAGUGUUGAUUCCAAUUGGGGUGCUGCAAAACUAGAGCGUAGAUAGAGAAGGGUAUACAAAGCAGAGUUUCCCCUCUUAGCAUGUGAGCAAUAAUGGGCUCUGGAAAUAUAGUAUCUUCUUCUUCCGGGCGCCCUGAUUUGUCUAUCUCUGAGCUACGUGAGAAGUACGAGUUGGAGCUAGAAAAUUUGACUCUGACCGCACAACCCUUUAAAACAUUGAAAUUCUUCACGUUAGCUGUUAUUCAAUGCAUCAAGAAAACAACAUUAUAUCUAUUGGCAAAAGGUGGGUGGGUUAUGCUUUUCAGUGUUGCGGUUGGGAUUUUUGGCAUAGUGCUCAUGACCCUCGGUGGACUCCAAGAGAAGCAUCUUGAGGAGCUUCUUGAAUAUUUUCGCUUUGGACUGUGGUGGGUGGCCCUUGGCGUUGCUUCUUCAAUUGGUCUUGGAUCUGGUUUGCACACAUUUGUCCUAUAUUUAGGUCCACACAUAGCAUUGUUCACAAUAAAAGCAGUGCAGUGUGGCCGAGUUGAUCUUAAAAGUGCUCCAUAUGAUACAAUACAAUUAAAACGAGGUCCUUCUUGGCUUGAUAAAGACUGUUCUGAGUUUGGGCCACCAUUAUUCCAGUCAGAGGUUCCUCUUAGCAGCAUUUUGCCUCAAGUUCAGCUGGAGGCUAUUUUAUGGGGUAUGGGAACAGCAAUAGGCGAGCUUCCUCCUUAUUUUAUAUCCAGGGCAGCAAGCUUGUCUGGGAGCAGAGUGGAUGCAAUCGAAGAAUUAGAUAGUGAUGAUAAAGGAGUCUUGAAUAGAAUCAAGUGCUGGUUUCUUUCACACUCGCAACAUUUGAAUUUUGUUACUAUUCUAAUACUUGCUUCGGUUCCAAAUCCUUUAUUUGACCUUGCUGGCAUCAUGUGUGGACAAUUUGGCAUUCCAUUUUGGAAAUUUUUUCUUGCAACAUUGAUUGGAAAGGCAAUUAUUAAAACUCACAUACAGACGCUAUUCAUCAUCUCAGUUUGCAACAAUCAACUUCUUAACUGGAUUGAAAAUGAAUUUAUUUGGGUUCUCAGUCACAUACCUGGUUUUGCUUCCGUCUUACCUAGAGUGACUGCCAGUCUCCAUGCAAUGAAAGAUAAGUAUUUGAAAGCUCCCAAUCCAGCUUCCCCAAAUAAGCAGGGGAAAAAGUGGGAUUUUUCUUUUUCUUCAGUCUGGAACACUAUCGUGUGGCUCAUGCUUAUGAACUUCUUUGUUAAGAUAGUGAAUGCAACUGCCCAGAAUCAUCUGAAGAAACAGCAGGAGAAACAUAUUUCUGAAUUAACGGAAAAGUCUACCCCAACAGACUCAGGCGUACAAUGAUUUGUUUAUGUUCUGCUUGUGUCGCCCUUUUUUUAGCGGUUCCUUCUGCAAGCAGAAAAUUGAAAUUCAAAUUACAGCAAUUUCUUUUGGCCCCACAGAAGUUACCCUGAAAAUCUGCAUUAGAGGUCCUGCCAGGAGCUUCUUUAGGAAUGAAUAUACACAGUAGGCAACUAAAGUUGCAACUUUAUUUUAAUUUGGGGCGACCAUUGGAUUUUAGCUUUAACCCUUAUUAAUUAUUUGCUGCUCUAAUGGAAUUAUAAGAGUUCUAUUCUUUUGCAUUAGUAAGACAAAUUA